Molecule: messenger RNA, 306 nt
Organism: Mycotypha africana
Lineage: Eukaryota; Fungi; Mucoromycota; Mucoromycetes; Mucorales; Mycotyphaceae
Exons: 2
Coding region: 1-306 (101 amino acids)
Source: RefSeq, a predicted model, not a curated record
AUGUUAAGUAUCAAUGUUACAGUUGUUUCAACGCCAUUAGAAAAAGGCGGAUGUUUCAUGUCUAUUCCUUGGUUUGCUAUUGUAACCGCUUUUACGAGAGCGGUAUUUCGCAUGACUCUGAGUGCCAUUUCUUCUAAAAUUAGCUGUAUCCAUCAUGUGGCUUUGAAACCCUCAAGUGGAAGGUACAAACGCGUUACAAUUAUUUUUAAUAUCAUAAAAGCAAAGCGCCAUCUAGUAACAAAUAGUCUGCGCUUGAUGGGACUGUUACUGGCCAUUGCGUUAUAUAUUUUGAAAAACUUUCGAUGA